GAGAGAGAUGCAGGAGGGUGGGUAGCGUAGGAAAACGAAAUAGUAAACUCUGAGAAUAAGGUCGGUGGCUAGAUAAAUGUGUUUGGCAUGUUACUUUUGUGCAGUAUGUGUUAAUGCAUUGAUAACUAACUUAUGUUAUAUGUUGUGAGCUUUUACCGUGACCGUAAUGUACAAGGACUGAAGGAGGAGUGGUGUUUUAAACUGGUUUGCGUUGACGCAUAGCUAGAUCAUCGCUAGACAACGUUACUACCCAGCAGUGGAGUAGACUUUGUCGGCCCAUCAAAUUAAUACGUAACAAUGUGCUGGCUUUAAUUAUGCUUGUAUUUGGGAUUAUUCUCUAUUGGCAACUCUGAAAAUAUUGAUGUCGAUUUCAUCUAAGUACAAAGAAAACUGACUCUGUACUGUAAUCAAUAUGGCAAAUCUGUAGCAGUCAGGCCUAGCCAGGGAUAGGCCGUGGUCACUGGUCAUAGACUGGAGGUUUGAGCGGUAUUUCAACUAGUACCGGUGGUUCCGUGUAGUUCAGCCGUGCCUGGGUCUCUUUCGACCGACCAGAGCAGCUGCACGCAUUGCCCCUUCGCUACAAAUAGCUAGAUUAAAGCGUCAAUCAGAAACGGAAGUCACGGACCCUGUUUCGGUAAAAAGCGGAGGGAUAGGACUGGAGAAAUGUAUCUACUCUCAAAUUCAUAGACAGAGCUAUGGAUGCAAGGACUGACCAUCCAUGAUAUCAAAAUAAUAGUUUUAACCAUGUUUUGAGGCUAUAUAGUGUUUCUUUACAAACAUUGAAGGUAAACCAGCUUUUAUUUUGGGUUCUGGUGGAGUGUGGCAGUUGAACUAAGAUCGAGGCAUUUCUACAUUUUAUUCUUCAAGAUUCAAUGGGUCCAUAUCAUUAAUUUAGCAACUGCUGAUUGCCCCUUUAAUUAUUGUGUAAUUAUUGUAUUUGUUCAUGUUUUAUUAGGAUCCCCAUUAGCUGUUACAAUAACAGUAGUUCCUCUCCCUGGGGUCCUAAUCUAGGAGGCGGAAAGGGCAGAGAGAGGGAUAGCCUAUGCCGUUAGAGAGAAUCUAGUUCAGUAGGACAAGAUUGGGUUUUCAGGAGUGAGCAAAUGUCAGACCCGCUUCACAGGACUAUAUAUAGUCUGUCAGAAAACUAGUGGUGGCUGACCCCUGUAGAGGGGCAAGGCUCUUUUAUGGAGUAACACAGCCUGGCAACCUAGUGCCAGUCUGUCACACUAGUCCGCUAGUACUGGAAUGCAGUGUUCCAUUGUUGGAGUGCAACCUGCCUCAAAGCAUAAUAAAGCCUCUGCCAAGAGGCUCAGACCUUUAUUGCACAGGAGGUUUCCUUGUAGCAAAGUCACUGGUUCCAGCUCCCUUAUUCACCACACAAUCAAAAUAAAUACAGUUGGAAGAUAGAACUGCUUGUCUUGAUCCGUUAUGUUAUUUGCAUGUCACCUUUGUUUGUAUUGAUCUGUAAUGGUACCUUUGUGAAGAGCUCUGUUACUACGUGUCAGUAAUUUAUGUACACUGACUGAAGGAGAGGUGUGUACACAAUCAAAAUGCCAUAGUCAGCUGUGGUUGUGUUGACUGAAUUAUACAGAUGAUACAAGCUGCAUUUUUGCCCAUAGCUCACAAUUCCUGGUGUCUCCCGUAGGUGUGUGUGUGUGUGUUGGCGCUGCUCUGAGAGUGUGUGUGUGGCGCUGUUCUGAGAGUGUGUGUGUGUGUGGCGCUGCUCUGAGAGUGUGUGUGUGUGUGGCGCUGCUCUGAGAGUGUGUGUGUGGCGCUGUUCUGAGAGUGUGUGUGUGUGUGGCGCUGUUCUGAGAGUGUGUGUGUGUGUGGCGCUGUUCUGAGAGUGUGUGUGUGUGUGUGUGUGUGUGUGUGUGGCGCUGCUCUGAGAGUGUGUGUGUGUGUGGCGCUGCUCUGAGAGUGUGUGUGUGUGUGGCGCUGUUCUGAGAGUGUGUGUGUGUGUGUGUGUGUGGCGCUGCUCUGAGAGUGUGUGUGUGUGUGGCGCUGCUCUGAGAGUGUGUGUGUGUGUGGCGCUGCUCUGAGAGUGUAUGCACCCAGAGCGAGCCACCAUGCCCGUGACAUCACAGCUGUUCCGAGGCUUCCCUCGAGCGAAGCUCUGGGGUUCCUCCCUGUUCCCAUGCCAACGCCAGCUCCCCUGCUGCCCCACCUCCCACCGGCCCACCUCGUCGCAGCCCCACCCCAUAUGGCCGACAGCCAUGCCCGUGCGUGGCUAUAGGAGGAGCCCUGACCUCCACAGCUACAAUCUCACCCCCCCACAGGUCAACUCAAUCCUCAAGGCCAACGAGUACAGCUUCAAGGUUCCAGAGUUUGAUGGUAAGAAUGUAUCGUCGGUGAUGGGGUUCGACAGUAACCAGCUGCCUGCCAACGCACCCAUCGAGGACCGGCGCAGCGCUGCCACCUGUCUGCAGACGCGGGGGAUGCUGCUGGGAGUGUUCGACGGCCAUGCGGGCUGUGCCUGUGCUCAGGCGCUGAGUGAGAGGUUGUUCUACUACGUAGCCAUGUCCUUGAUGCCCCAUGAGACCCUGUGUGAGCUGGAGUCUGCAGUAGAGGCAGGCAGACCCCUCAGCCCCAUCCUGCAGUGGCACAAACACCCCAACGACUACUUCACCAGGGAGGCACAGACUAUGUACUUCAACAGCCUCAGAACCUACUGGCAGGAACUCAUAGACCUCAGCAGUCCAGGGGAGAGCCUAGGGCCCAGAGAGGCGUUGCUGAGUGCCUUUAAGAGACUGGACAGUGACCUGUCUCUGGAGGCUCAGGUGGGAGACGCCAAUUCCUUCCUCCACUACUGGGUUCUGAGAGUGGCCUUCUCUGGAGCGACUGCCUGCGUAGCUCACAUCGAUGGAUCCGACCUGUAUGUAGCGAACACGGGCGACGGCCGGGCGGUGCUGGGGGUCCAGGAGGAGGACGGCUCGUUCAGCGCUCACACGCUCUCCAACGACCACAACGCCCAGAAUGAGAACGAGGUGGCCCGCAUCCAGGGGGAGCACCCCCCCUCUGAGAAGAAGACUGUCGUACGACAGGACCGGUUGUUGGGCCUGCUGAUGCCGUUCCGUGCGUUUGGAGAUGUGAAGUUCAAGUGGAGCAUUGACUUGCAGCGAGGUGUGUUGGAGUCAGGACCAGACCAGCUCCAUGACAACGAACACACCAAGUUCAUCCCCCCCAAUUACCACACCCCUCCCUACCUCACGGCCGAGCCUGAGAUCACACACCACCGCCUCCGACCUCAGGACCGCUUCCUGGUGCUGGGUACAGACGGGCUGUGGGAGACGCUCCAUCGACAGGAGGUGGUCCGGAUCGUAGGGGAGUAUCUAACGGGGGUCCACCAGCGCCAGCCGCUCACCGUGGGGGGUUACCAUGUCACUCUGGGACAGAUGCAGGGGCUGCUGGCUGAGAGGAAGGCCCGUGCCUCCUUAGCGUUCCAGGACCAGAACGCUGCCACCCACCUGAUUCGCCACGCGGUGGGCAACAAUGAGUUUGGAGCAGUGGACCACGAGACGCUGUCCAAGAUGCUGUCUCUGCCUGAGGAACUGGCCCGCAUGUACCGCGAUGACAUCACCAUCAUCAUCACACAGUUCAACCCCCACGUGGUUGGACACCAGCGCCAAGGGGGGGAGUCCUGAGCCAGCUCAGCCUAUCAGAGGGGAACGUGGACAUGAACAGGAAGUUUACUUUCUAGGAGGAAAAACACUGAUGUGAGGACUGGGUCUUGCUACAGACACAUGGUUAAGCUCCAACCUUUAUUUUACCAAACGCACACAAAACAUACUGUUAAUGGACUAACCCUGCAGAGGGAGGACUGCCUACCUUCGGACUCCUUAUUUUAAGACUGUUAUUGAAGAGGUGUGUGUACAGUAUGUGCACAUGUGAGCACACAGUCCUGGUCAUGUGGAUUGGUGAAAUGCUUGCUGAAACUGAUCACAAGUAGGCUCUUUUCUGAGUCUUGUGUGUGUAUGAAGUUUUUUAAAGGAUUUUUGAUCAACCUCCCUGCAGCAUUCUGCUUCUCUGCUCUGUCACAGUCUCUGCCCAUAGGAAACUUUACUUUGUGCCUAAAGAGUUUGCUGCUUUAUAACUAUGUUGUCUGAGCAUUGAGGUAAUGAUACGGUGGCAGCCUUUGUGUUUGUUCAAUCUGGCCUGUCUACUCCUCUACAAACAUCCCUCCCUCUUUCAUAUCACAGAUUCUGUGCUGUGCAGUUGCAGCAUCUGUCUUGCUCUAGAGCUGCAACUGGCCUCCAUCCUGGCUCUACCGCAUGGCUCUUCUGUUACAUAGUAGGGCUCUGUCUGUCUGUUCUGUCAUUGGAUGGAUCAGUGUCCUUUAUACUUGUUACAGACGGACAGCCAAUAGCUCCCAGGCACACUUCUUGUUAUCUUAUAUUUUGAAUAAUGUUUAUUUAAAAUGUUUUUAAUCUGAUUUCAAACAUUGACUAUUUUGUCAACCUUAGAGAGGAAUAACUGCCUGUGUCUAUAAUGCAGAUGUUAUUGCUCUGAGACAGACGGCGUCACUAAGAUAGGAACCAGUAGAGCUACGUAGUGUGCAGGCUUUAGAUCCAGCACUAACACCUCUAUCACAACUACUCACCCACAGGAAUCAGGUUUGUUAUGCGCUGACUGUGUCUGAGAGAUUCUACAGCAGACUGAAGGAGUGGUGGUAUUCUGUAGAGGAGAGAAAGAGGGGUGUGUGAACAUAGUGGUUGAACCUCUCGUGUUUUUUGACAAUUAUACUCUCAUACGGGGGGAUAUGGUAUACUAACGUCAUCAUGCUUACAUGGUGUGUAUUCUAUCAAAAAUGUUUUUAAAAAGUUAACUUUUUA
Molecule: messenger RNA, 4829 nt
Organism: Oncorhynchus nerka (sockeye salmon)
Lineage: Eukaryota; Metazoa; Chordata; Actinopteri; Salmoniformes; Salmonidae
Gene: pdp1
Product: pyruvate dehydrogenase phosphatase catalytic subunit 1
Exons: 8
Coding region: 2046-3641 (531 amino acids)
Biological process (GO): protein dephosphorylation
Cellular component (GO): mitochondrion
Molecular function (GO): cation binding; [pyruvate dehydrogenase (acetyl-transferring)]-phosphatase activity
Source: RefSeq, a predicted model, not a curated record